AUGCGUGCGUUAAGGAAAAGUUUCGUAAUUCUGAAUGCGUUUACGUUGUUCGCGAUUAUGUGCGUCUAUACUGUGGAAGGUAAAGUUUGCCACACAACAGAUGUGCGGAACAGCGUGAGGAACCUAAACAAACUUCGGGGGUGCAACGUUAUCGCGGGAAAUUUAAAAAUCGUUCUCCUUGAACGGACUAGUAGUCCCUCGGACUUUGACGAUUACGUUUUCCCCGAACUAACGAAAAUUACCGGUUACUUGUUGUUUUUCAGAGUGAAAUAUUUGUCUUCCAUCGGCAAGCUGUUUCCUAAUUUAAGGGUAAUCCGGGGUGUUGAACUCAUAGCCAAUUAUGCUUUUAUUGCUUUCGAGAUGCCCCAUUUGAAAGAGAUCGGUUUAACCAAACUGAUGUACAUGGCGCGAGGAUUCGUUAGAGUUUCGAAUUCGCCCCUGCUGUGCUUCGCAGACACAAUAGACUGGAGAGCGAUAGGUCCGUUGAUGCACUAUAUAAAUUUGAAUAAAAAGGACUGUCCGCCCUGCCCGGCGCGUUGCGAAGGGCACUGCUGGAAUUUGGACCAGUGCCAAGAAGUUCCAAACCAAAACUGCCAUAUAGAAUGUUUAGGUUGCUCGAAGGAAAACUCUUCUAGACACUGCCACACUUGCAAAAAUUUCAACGAUCAUGGCACCUGCGUAGAUAAAUGUCCGCCACAUACAUAUACCAACUGGAUAUCGUUCGAUUGCCUUACCGAAGAAGAAUGUUUCAAUUUCAAAAAGAACGCCUACUGGACAUUCGGCGAUACGUGCGUCAACGAUUGUCCGCCGCGGUACGAAUCCAUCAUGGUGGAUGGCAAGAAAAGUUGUCGUUUGUGCGACAGUUCCUGCGUGAGGUACUGCAAAGUUUCCAACGCCAUAGAGACGCUGAACGAACUGCAAAAAUUUAAAGGUUGCACACAUAUCAACGGAUCUCUCGUUUUAAAGUUGGCGGCGGUUGGGGGGCACAGCGAACAGAUUCUCGAGGAGCUAAAAGCAAGUUUGGGAUUGGUUCGAUACGUCAGGGAUUACCUGAUAAUCGGAAGGAUGAAUAGCAUGAAAGAUUUGAGAUUCCUCGAGAAUCUGACUACAAUUGAAGGGCAAAAUUUGACCAACAACAGGGCGUUGUUCAUUUAUGAAAAUCAAAAUCUGCAAAAGUUGUGGGAUUUCGAUGCGAAGAAUUUUUCUUUGAAUAUUUUGAACGGAACUAUAGCAUUCCACAACAACCCUUAUCUAUGUAUCAGCGAAAUCCAAAGACUGAAAAAGAUGACUAACGUAACAUACACGUCCAUGGACGUUUCGUUUUACUCCAAUGGCGAUAAAGCCUUUAACUGUGGUGAGGAAAAGGACAGCGAUAUGGUAAUAGAUCUGAUAAAAAUGGGUGUCAAGAACGUCACCUUGACUUGGAAGAGGAGGAAAACCGACAACGUAUUAUACUACAACGUUUAUUAUAUUGCGCGCAGUAUCGAAGAUAUAGCAGAGCUGGACCUUGAUCCGGACGGCUGUACGGAAGACGAUUGGGACAGCGUUACCACUACAGAAGUAACGGCCACUCUGCCGAGACUCAGACCCUUCACGUCGUACGUGUACUACAUCAAAACUUAUUUAGUGUCCAAACCGGGACAGGCAGUUAUCAAUUUUGAAAAUAGCAAGCUCAAAAAUUUUACAACCUUACCCGAUGAUCCAGACGAGCCUUUGUUUUUUGAAGUUGUACCGAUUAGUUACCAUUCGGUGAAUUUAACGUGGGAUCAUCCAAGAGUAACAAAUGGUAUACUGGAACGCUACAACAUUAGUGUCAACCUCAUGGCGCAUAAUAAAAUUGAACGAGACUACUGCAGGCAUCCCAUGACGCCGGAAGGCGAGAAAACGGACAAAGACGAUUUUAUGGAAGAGGACGAAGAAACGGAAGAAGUAGUUCCGUCUAAAUUAGACGAAUGUCAAAGCGAACGCAAACCGCAAUCCGAAGAAAUCGAUUUCGUGCUAUUAAUUCAUAAACACUUGCAUCUCUGCGACAAAAACUCUCAGUCCAAAUACGGCUACGAUCAGUGCAAUAGAUACGUUUACGACACCGGCAUGGGAAAACGCGCUGACGGAAGCAGCACCUAUCCGCAGGCGCGGAAAUCACUCUACGCUUUUCCAGACAAUCCGACGCUCCAAAUAGACUACAUAACGGCCAACUCUACGUAUCACGUAUUAGAGAACUUGCAGCAUUUCAGUGAUUAUUUAUUUUAUAUGCGGGUGUGCAAUAAGAAAGUGGACGAACGCGAUUUGUGCAGUCCGAUAUUAUCCGAUUUCGUACGAACGUAUCCGAAACCGGGAGCCGACGAUAUACCUCACGUCGAUGUUAGCGUCACCCUCGACGGCGACAACGAGGGUACAAACAAUGUAACCGUAAGUUGGCAAGAACCAAGGAAUCCCAAUUCGGCCAUAAUUUCGUAUUAUAUUCAGUAUUAUCGUGAAUCGGAACAUUCCCAGCCAGAAUCGAUUUGCGUAUCUAGGGAGACGUAUCUGAAAGAACGGAAACACGUCAUACGGAAUUUAAUACCCGGUCAACGUUAUUAUUUAAAAUUGCACGCAGUAUCUUGGGCGGGACCGGGAAACUAUACCAAAGAAUACAAAUUCGAUAUCAGACGUCCCGGGACGAAUCCUUUCUGGACUAUAUUCGUUGUUACUUUGUUCCUGUUACUAGCGAUCGUUUUCGUAUUGUUGUAUCUUCGUUAUAAGAAGAAAUAUAAGCUCAGCGAUGUUCAUUUGAUAGCGAGCGUGAAUCCCGAUUACGCGGGCGGUGCCGUCUACAUAGAGGACCAAUGGGAAAUGGAGCGGAGCGAUAUCGACAUACAGAAGCUGAUGGGAAAAGGUAGUUUUGGCAUCGUGUACUACGGGAAAAUUAUAUCGAAAGAGAUACCUUGCGCCGUGAAGACUGUCCACGAGAACGCUUCUGUACAGGACAAGGCUGAUUUAUUUACAGAAGUUUCCAUUAUGAAGUCCUUCAGUGGCGCUCACCAUGUCGUCAAGCUUCUAGGUGUGGUAUCCCGAGGACACCCGCCACUGGUGAUUAUGGAAAUGAUGGAACGUGGUGAUUUAAAAGAGUACCUGAGAACUUUUCGUGAUUCUUCGCAAGAUCUUACGGUCAACGAAAUCUACCGCAUGGCAAUCGAGAUAGCCGACGGUAUGGGUUAUUUAUCUGCGAAAAAGUUCGUGCAUCGUGAUCUAGCCGCGAGAAACAUUAUGGUGGCCGGUGAUCGUACAGUGAAAAUAGGAGAUUUCGGGAUGACGAGAGACAUUUACGAGACUGAUUAUUAUAGGAAAGGUACUAGCGGAAGAUUGCCGGUGAGAUGGAUGGCACCGGAAAGUUUGGCCGACGGGGUGUUUACGUCCGAUUCGGACGUCUGGAGCUACGGCAUCGUGCUGUGGGAGAUCGCCACUCUUGCCGAACAACCGUAUCAAGGUUACUCGAAUGAGCAGGUUCUGCAGUUAGUCGUGAAAAAGGGAUGCUUGCGCCGUCCACCCCAGUGUCCAGACAUGCUUUACGAAAUCAUGUACAGAUGCUGGGAGUGGAAGCCCUACGAACGACCCACAUUUUUCGACAUCGUCGAAAGAUUGGAGAAACACGUGGGUUUGGAUUUUAAAUUCGUCUCGUUUUAUCACAGCAGGGAGGGCGAAGAGUACAGAAUAACAGCAGGACGGGAAAGGGUACACAACGCCCCUGCUCUUCUGAGUGGAAUGGUUUCUGAUGGUGAUCCCGAUUUGUCAUCAUCGGACGACGAAGAUCCGGAACGAAAGCUCUCCGAUAGUCCGCAACAGGGCUACGGAAUAUCACCAGGCAGCCCCCGUCCCGCCCGCUUUUUAACGGUAACCAGUCAAAGAAAAAGCAGAAUGUCCGGUAACUUUUACUGAUGCCAGUGCAAAACUAGACGUUAAGUAGACGCCGGGUUAUUUUUUUAUGUAAAGCAAUAUAUACCGCUAUUUUUAUACCAAUCGAAAAUGUGAGUACCUACAGAGAACAGUAGAGUACAACGUGUUGCAUAAUUUGUAUGUCCUGUUUUGUUAACGCUGCUGAUUAGGAGAUUUUAACAUUAAUUAAGACAUUAGAAUUAUAUCUAAAUUAUAUUGGCGAAUUAUUGCUGCGGCGUGUUUCCUUAGAGUUUGGAGCAAAGCAAGCAUUUCAGCUUAUUCCAGGGCAUAAAUGAUAUGUUUAACGUUUAUAUCGCGUCAAGUCUUUGCUUAACAUGAGGAUGUUUUUCAAUUGAAUCUCCAGUGUAUUUAGUUUAAAAUUGUGCGAAAUCAAACUUAUAUUUGAUAUUAUGACAUUAGUCCUAAAUACUCCCUUUCAUACUCAAUCACCCAAUGUAGGGUUGUUAUGGUCUAUACUGAGUGGAUCUACGGCCAUUUUUUCGUCAAAAAUAUUUAAUACCCCAUAUUUUUCACCCCGUUUCAGUCAGUGUAAUUUUAUUAUGCCAACAAUUUUGUAAAGUGGUACAGUCAUUUAUCUUAUACUCGUCUAUUCGUUUAUACCGGGUGAAUCAAAAUGAAAAAUAUUAAUUUUCGUGAGACCCUGUAUAUUAUACUUCGAUUUUUUUUUAAGGUUCAUCUUUACUCAUUACCCAAAAUUCUCCAUUUUCCGCAACCGCAAAAGACCUUUUGUGUAAUUUAAAGCGACAGAUAUCAUUCGUCUUAUAUAAAGUAAUUUUCGUCAUUUGGUGGCUAGUUAAUGACGUCAUUUUGACCACCCUCUGCUACCGUCGUAAUCUCGGACGAGAAUAACGCAGAAUUAAGAAUUGUAUGACAGCAUUAUGUAGAUACCUAUGUGUUUACUUUAGGUUAUUUUAUGUAAUUUCUUUACUCCAUACUUUAAGGAAACAUAUGACAGCAUGUAACAGCAAACAGGGACGGAACUAGUACAAAAUGUUAAAUAUGAAAUUAAUAUAUAUUGCGAAAAAUAUGUUCCACUUAAGAUUGAGAGCUUUUACCAAAUAAUUUUCGUCAAAACUGAGCCCAUAUUAUUUAUAUAACUAGCGUAUGUUUUGUACCUAUGGGUAUUUCUUAUAUUUUUAAGCCCGAAAGUGUGGUUUGUAAUGCAAACUACAAUUACUACAAUAAUUUUUAUUCUGCCGCCUCUCGGCACCAACUAGCUAACAAAAAAAAUUCGGGUGAUUUCCUUACAAGAUUAUUUGGGAAUAUGCCCAAAAGUAUAUUACCCCAGUGCAAUGGCUUCUAGCGGACAGCUUCAGCUCGAAAAUAGUGUUCUACGACUCUUUGUGCAAGAUCCUAGCGUUUGGAUUUUUCUAUAAUAUGCUAAUGUGUUUUUUUUUACUGUAAUACUAUACAGGGUGUGUGAAAAUACUCCGUUAGGAACACAAACCUGAAAACUGCCCUACUUUUCUACUUUUAGUAUUUUUCCAAGGUAUUUUACUUAGCAUGGCAUGGUGAUCCUAGCUGUUCUUAAUUUAAUUACAAAUUUAGGGUUAGACAAUUGGGCCACUUUGAAUGACUUGUGAUAUAAAUUUCCAAAAAUGAAUAUCGUAAUAUCAUGUUGACUGUAACUUAUAGAAUAAAUAAGAGCUGAAUGUAGUUUUUGUUGUUGCGUAGGUAACGGUUGGUAACCUACAGCAAAUAUGUUUUUUGGUAGUCUAGCACGGUGUAUACAAUAUGUUUUUUUCCUAAAUUAAUUUAAUGAAUCUGUAAUGUAUAUAUUAUGCGUUAGAGUUAGAGACUGUGAACUGAAUAUUACCUCCGAUCUACCUUCAAUUAUUGAUAAGUAAAUUUUUUAUAUUUUUUUAUGAAUGACUCGUUUUUUAUUUUUGUUUGUACAUUAUGUUUGUUAAAGUUUUCCAUGCCGAAUAAAAUCUGGGAA
Messenger RNA from Cylas formicarius (sweet potato weevil), 5872 nucleotides. Its product is annotated as insulin-like peptide receptor. Bases 1 to 3915 code for a protein of 1304 amino acids. Gene Ontology annotation, molecular function: insulin receptor substrate binding; insulin receptor activity; ATP binding. Lineage: Eukaryota; Metazoa; Arthropoda; Insecta; Coleoptera; Brentidae. Gene Ontology annotation, biological process: positive regulation of MAPK cascade; cell surface receptor protein tyrosine kinase signaling pathway; glucose homeostasis. The transcript has 11 exons. The record is from RefSeq and is a predicted model, not a curated record. Gene Ontology annotation, cellular component: membrane; insulin receptor complex; axon.